UUAAUUAGUGAUGUUGGAGCCAGCGACACAUCAUUGCCCUUAGUAGCAGAUUCUGAUGAGCAGAAGGCACCUUUAACCAAGGGGAUUAAGGCAUCCAAUGAAGACUUUCAUCUUUCCUUACCACAAUAUGAAACACCUGAAAGCGAGUUCCAUCAGAAAGAGAAAUCUCUCCCUGGAUCUUAUUCCUCAUUAGAUGAACUUUGUGGAAGAAAGAAAAACAAAUCUAAGAUAAGCAAGAAGCUCUUUGGCAAAAAGGAUAAUGAUGAAUCAGAGCGAGAACUGGAUAAAGCUUCAAAAGUAUCCACUGUCAAUAUUCCUGAUGGAAAAGAAACAACACUGAAAGAGCAUGAGGUUGACAUUGAAAUCUGCCCCAUAGAACAUGCCCCUGAUAAAAAUGAGCCAGACAUUGAUAUUUAUCCACUUGACCAAGAGGUUUCAAUACCUGUGUCGUCAGUUAAUGGCUCAGAGAACAAAUCUUCUGGUAGUUCCAAAGGAGUCAGCGACAACAUGGAUGGUAUCAGUGCUCCAGAAAUUGUUAUGUCAACAGAAAACCAUGUUGACAGUAAAACAACAGUAACAUCCUGUGAUAAGCAGUCUGCUUCAGAUGAGCUGUAUAAACAGGUGAUGUCAGGAAGAAUAGAUGUUACUAUUCCUAACAUGGCCAAGAUUGUCAGGAUAUUUACCAGCUCCACGUUCACAGGUAACAGCACAUGUUGCUCGGGAAAAAGUGGGGGGGGGGGGGUAGUCACCCUUGCAGCCGUUUUUGGGUGAGUUAUAAGUAGGUUAGUAAAACUCUUUUUUAAAGAGUCGAAGGUGAACUUGUAAACUUGUGGUUGUCACUAGUUGUAUCCAGUUGAAUCUUUGAAUUUUUGUAGCUUCUUUUUGCAAUUAAAUCAUGUUCACGAUUUUUUCACCAUUGCCACCAUGUUUGCUUAAACCUUUAUGGCCAAAAGGAGACAAAAUUGUUUACAAGGAGGCUCCACCUCGAGGUGCAACCCCUUACCCAUUUAUGUACCAUUUUUGACAGAAAAGUUUAUAUCUCUCUACUAAUUUGGAAUGCUGCACCCCUUUUACUAGUAAGUAUGGUAAAUGCACCAUCUUUUAAAUAUGAAUAAGUCAGUAAACCAGGAAGUAUUCUUGUCUUUUUUCACAGCCAUAAAAUGCCCCUGAUAGCUUUUUUACUGUAGGUCCUUUCACAGACCACAAUGACAGAUUUCCCUACAUGUUUUCAUAUAUUUCUACCUGUACAAAUGAAACUCCUACCCUCCCAUAUACCUGAAGCCCUGAGAAUGGUACCCCUUUUGGGCGGAGCCUUACCGUAUAGGCCAUUAUAGGGAGUACUCCCCUGGCUUAUGGCAAAGCUUAUGCUAUGACAUUGUGUAACUAAUAUCCAGUACAAAACCUAGUAAGGUAACUUUAUCUUACUUCUACCACAGAUACAAGAGUUGAGCGCAAUGUACUGAUGAACAGAGUGUACCCCAAGCUGAGAGAAUUCUGUCAUGAACAUGGCUAUGAAUUCCAUGUAGUGGACAUGCGCUGGGGUGUACAUGAUCCCUGCACAGAUGAUCAUUCUAUUAGUGAGAUUUCUCUCAAGGAACUCAGAACUUGCCAAGAGCUCUCUACUGGCCCCAACUUUGUGGUAAGAUCCGUAAGAAAUACAUGUUAAUUCAAGCUACGUAGUUAUAUACAUGAAGCUGGAAGUUUCUCCCAACAACUCAUACUCUCAUUGGUUACUGCAAGGUCACAUGACAUCUACCAAUGAAACUGUUUCCUACCAAAAUCUCCGAGCGCGCAACACUGCAAAAUCUAUGAAAUCAGAGGGUAACAGUACACUGUUACCCACAAAUGUUGACCGAUGACCACUGUUGAGCAAGGUUUAAUGAAUUUUGAGCUUCAUAUUAACUGUUUCCCAGGCCCGGUCAUUUAAUAAGUGUUAAGUGUAUGACUUAAUAUGAACAAUGUUGCCCUUAGAGAGUAAAGGAAGUGUGAUUUUGCAAAAAUUUACUUUGGUAAAAUUGUGGGAUUGGUUGGCAUAUUCAGAAAGAACUAGAUGGAAUAAGCCAGGGGCACCCAACGAGAAUAUAGUUCAAAACCACUUAAACAUAGCAUUGUUAAACGUAUUUUAGUAUUUAAACUGUAGAUAUAGGCAUAUUUUUAUCCCCUAAAAAUUUUUCAUCUGUUCGGAUUUCCUAGCUGAAAGUCUAGUGAUCCGAAAAUAAUAGGGAUUAAAACUUACUUUUUCGAAAAUUUCAGCCAGGAAAAAGGCUCCCGAAAAUUCUAGGUGACCUUUUUAGGGUAAAAAUCCGUUAAAAAUAGGCAAUUAUACCAUUUUUACGUGUUCGAAAAUCCUAGGAGAGGCAGGCAAGCAAGAAAUUUUACAACAAAUGUUUCGAAAAUUCUAGAUCUCAAAUCGUCUUCCGAACAGAUAUUCUUCCGAAAAUUGUCUUUGGGUGCCCCUUAUAAGCCCCCUGUUAAAAAAUCAGCCUGUUAGUGUAAAUUGGUGGAGAGAUAAUUAUGCAUAUCAUUAACUGUUAUGCUCUGAAGACUUCAUUCAAAGCUUAGGGAAGGAUAAGCUACAGAUACAAAAAGUAGAAUACCCUUUCCGCUUAACAAGAUCAGCGUCAUGUGAUGUGGUCUUGUUUUCUAAUCAUACUCAUCUGAGAACUUUGUCAUGUCCGUCUCUCGCACUCCUCAGCUCUCCUCAUACAUGUAAGUACCAGAGGUAACUUAUCGAUGAUGAAUAAUAUCAACAAGCGAGUAAUCAAUGAGUAAUCAUUGGGUAAUCAACUGAUUAGUCAUUGAUUAUUGGCCAAUAUUUAAGCAAUAGACCACACUUUCUACGGGUUUACCGGCGUGAUAACCCACUUGGGAUGUUUGGAGAACACGAGAAAAGCUUGUAAAUCACGAGCCAAAGGCGAGUGAUUUACUUUGGCUCGUGAUUUACAACCUUUUGUCGUGUUCUCCUAACAUCCCAAGUGGGUUAUCACACCGCUAAACCCAAAGAAAGUGUGGUCUAGUGCUUUCAGUUUUCUAUGACUUUACUGGCACAAUUAACUAUAGGUUUUUAACCAAUCAGAACGCGCGUACUAUCUUAAAUAUUUUAUAAAUAGACUUAGCCAGGGCUAAAAGCGAAGCUCUCGAUAAUAUACAUGUAUAUACUGUAGUUCGUUCAAACAAAAUAUAAAAUCGUGUCUUCUCUGAAUGCUAAGCGGCGAAGGCAACGCUGAAAAACGGUGAAAAACAACAAUAGGUCUAAUUAGCAGAAAAGCAACUUUGCACGUGCAGCACACUUUUUUGUACAUUUCUUUGCCGUUGUUUUGCACGACUACAACGUGAAACUUCCAGAAACUUAGUUGCACUUUUAAUGGAGGAAUGUCGUACGUGUUCUCGUUCACUUUUUUCACUGCCUCUCAUUUUCACCUUACAUUUGAUUUGUGGCCGCUAGCAUUUCUCAUUUUAUCACCGCCGCUGUAAAAUUUUCAUUCUCUUCUUCCAACAAAAAAAUGUCUCCUUUGUUUUUUAUCUCUCGCUCUAGAUCUCUGUCGCCCUUUUUCUCGUUGAGUUUCGCUGGCCUCCCACUUUUUCUCUUUUUCUUUCUCUUGCUCUCUAUUCCAAAUUUGUGGACAUGACAAUUAAUCUAAGCUUAAGACGGAAUCAACCAGGAAAUUGGGUAAUUUUAAUUUUGAGUGGACAAAAAUCUUGUACCAGAAUAAUUUAAAGCAUAUCGCAUUCAUACUAAUCAACUGAUUACCCAUCGAUUACUUAUUGAUUAGUCAUUGAUGUCAUUGAUGUCAUCGAUUAGUAACGUCUGGUAAUUAAUCGUUUCUACCAACACUGACCGGAAAAAACCAGCAGGACAUAAGAGAAAGUUAGGGCCCGUUUACAUAGAGGUGGAGCACUGCAGGUAGGUGAGGCCGGUAACCCGCUCACUUGGGGUAAAAAAAAUUGCCCGUGUUUGCAUGCAAUUAUGCAACCCCGCCAUCCCAGUGUGCAGUUUCUGGGGUCCCCCACCUCCAUGCAAAAAAACCCCUUAGAAUCACGAUCACGUCAUUUUCAUCACAUGACCAAGUUUUCUCUGAAGUUGUCGUUUACUGUUCAUUAGGGACCUUAUGAUCCGAUAACGGCGAGGUCCAAGAAAAAGUCGCUGAAAAAUAGACUUUGCAUCCUUUCACUUUUUUUCGCGAUUAUUCCAAGGGGCCCGGUUACUUAAGGAAGGGAAUUUAGUUUGGAGCUGAAGAGAAGGGACCGCGCCCAAGUUCUUACAGAGAUGGUAGAAUUUAUCGCCUUGGCGUUCCCAUUCUCAAGUAAACUUAAAAUUUGGCCAUUUCAUGUCGUAGUUGUACAGGGACUGCAAAGAAAUGUACAAAAAAGCGUGGUGCACGUGCGGAGUUUUUGUUUUGCUCAUUAAACCUAAUGUUUUUUUGAUGUUCCGGUUGUUGUCGCCGUUGCCGUCGCAGUUUCGUAAGGUUCCUAUUAUACAGUGGAACGUCCAUUAAGCCGACACAAGGGGUACCGGCAAGUGAGCGCUUAAUGGAGAUUGGCCACUCAAUAGAAUUUCGUCAUAAAUCAGCAAAAUCUUUAACAGAAACUCUACUUUAUUUUGAAACAAACGCGUGAAAGAAAGAAGCUUCACUGGUCCACAAUUAGUUGUCACCUUCUAUCUCAGACUGUAUUUUUCUUCAUCAUAUUCCGGCUUAACAUCAAGCCAAACUGAGUGUAUCAAGCGCUUGAUGGACACUUAAAAGAGGUGACAACAAUGAGAGAACUUUCGUUGGCACCGCCAAAAGGUGUCCGCAGCCGUUUAAUAGAGGUAUCCGCCUAAAAGAAGUUUAAUUUCCCAUUCUUUUCUACACCUUUUUCGGAACUUUGGUUACUGGCCGCUUAAUGAAGGUUCGAGGGAUCUACACAAAGCCUGCGGCUCGUGUUCCACUUCUUUGUCUUUUAACACUGAACAGACUCACGGCAGCAUGGAAUCAUCAUUGUUCGUUUUAUACAAUGUACAGAAAAACGGAAAACUUGCCUCGUAUAGCUUGACUGUUGGAGGAUUUGUGCUAAGCCUAGGUGGCAAACUAUUUAAAAACUUCAAGUAGUUUCAGUACUUUUUGUUUUUAUCAUCUAUACAAUUGACUAUUAUUUACCAAAUUGUCAGAAAUGGUUCUGUACCUCAUUAUAAUAAGUAAUUAUCCUCUCUUGAUUUAAGGGGAUAUUUAAACACAGCGCAAAUUACCGAAUGUUGAAUUCUAGUUGUCGCCUGUUAAUCAAAAUAAACACUGAAGGUGAAUUUGCAUUAAAAAUUUGAGAAAAAGAAGACUACCGAAAAUAGAUUGAGUGGAAAAGGUCUUAUAAGUAUUGGAUGCUGUUACGAGCGCUUUCACGAUGACUAACAUGAAAAUGACCAACCGAUAAUCUGGAGGAUGUGUCUUCAUAUCCAUAGAUAAUUAUACAAAUGAGAAUUUUUUUCAUUGAGCUCGGCUAUGGAUAUUGAUGUUUUUCCAGCCACACAAAACACCGUAAUUUUUAGGGAGUUAUUAUAACUCCAAAAAUGGAGUAAAAAUUUUAGGUACAGGAUAACCCCUUUUUGGGGGUUAUUUUAACUCCUAAUUUAACUCCGAAUUUGGGGUCAUUUUUACUCCUGAAAAAGAGUUCUUUUUACUCCCAGUCUGGAGUUAAAAUUACUCCGAAAUGGGGUUACUUGUACUCCUUACAUGGGUUGUUUUUACUCUUUUUGGAGUUAAUUUAACUCUGAAAGUGGAGUAAAAAUUUUAGGUACAGGAUAACUCCUUUUUGGGGGUUAUUUUAACUCCUCAAUAUCUGGGGUCACUUUUACUCCUGAAAAAGAGUUCUUUAAACUCCUUUUUGGAGUUAAAAUAACUCCACGAAAAAUAACUCCACUGUAAGGAGUUAAAUUAGCCCCACUAGAGGAGUUAUUAUAACUCCCUGAAAAUUACAGUGUGUGCCAGUAAUAUGACAGUCCGAUGCCUAAUUCACCGUGGUACAUUUACCAUGUAUUAUAGAAAACAAUAACCUUAAUUAUCAAAUUUCGGCUUUUUCCUCUCAGUUCCUACGUUCUUUCUUUGCGGGCUUUUAUACUAGCUUUUAGUGAGAAAAUCCAACCCAUGACAAAUGUUUUUGCAAUAAACACUUAUUAUACAACCACCGCAAUUAUAUAAUCAUACAACUGCAAUGGCAUUAGUUUCUUCUUUUUAAAUCCAACAUAAGCUGAGUAAACUUCCUAACUCUGGAGCAAGACGUUCAGCAUUAUCUAAAGAGAUAAAUGGAUUAAAAAGCGUUCACUAUGGACCGAAAUGAAACAGAAACAGCGACCAUCUUUUCAAACACAACUAAGUCAGUGUUCCAUUGCUCGCACGAACCAAACUUAGUAUGGGAUUUACAUGACACUACUUCUCCUUGGGUUUUCGCCGCUAUCGCGUCUAUGAUCUCUCCUUCUGCGGUUGUUUUGAAUGCAUUAAUAAUCAUAUCAGUGAAGCGAAGGAAAGAACUGCAGAGAGCUUCUAAUAUUUUGUUAUCAAGUAUGGCCGUUACAGAUCUUCUAGUAGGAAUUUUAUGUGUGCCGUUAUCUGCUGUGGUUGGACUGUUAGUUCCUUAUCGAGUACUGGCUGACCAUUACAUUUGCAAGUUGGACUUUGUUGCGUUAUCGCCCACGGUCACCCUAACGAUUUGUUCGGUGUUUCAUUUGACAAUGAUUGCAUGGGAAAGGUACAUGGCCAUUCGAAAAUGGAUAGACCACAAGGUUAUGGUGACUAGAAGCCUUACAAAAAAGAUGGCAAUAGUAGCUUGGAUAUUAGCAAUAGUAACCGUAUCUCCACCACACUUUAUUACUCUCAUGAUGAGGGAAAAUGACAUCAUCAGUUUAGCUUUGGAGAUUUUCUUCAUUAUCUUUCAGUUUCGGUAAUGUUUGCUCUAUGUCUUAUCAUAUAUUUUUAUGUCAUGGUGUAUCUUGGAGUUCGCAAACGCAAAUUAUGUCAAAUUCGGCAAGUCAACGGGUUAGUGAACGCCAAACGUGAACACAGAGUAGCUAUGACCACUGUUAUGGUUACGGUUGCCCUGAUUCUUUCUUUUUUCCCAACUAUUCUCGGCGGGAUAUUACAAGGAAUCUAUCCAGUGUUUCGUCAACGUUUGGCGGUGCGUGUACAGGACACAUUUUUGCAUCUAAAUUCUGUAGUUAAUCCACUCAUUUAUUGCUACAGAGAUUGCCGUUUUAGGAACGCCGUGCUGGAGAUCUUGAGGAUUAGAAGACCCAAAGUGGAACCGUUUGUUGUAAUGUCUGAUGCAGCAAGUUCCCGCCACGUGAGACAGAACGAUAUAUCCGGUUCCGGAAAAGAUAAGCCACAGAUACAGAAAGCGAAAAACCCUGUUCCCUUAACAAGAUCGGCGUCCUUGGAGUUGGUCUUGUUCUCUGAUCAGACUCAUCUGGGUUUUCAAAAGAUGGUGCUAAAAAGAACCUUGUCAUGUCCGUCUCUCUGACUCCUCAUAAGUAAUCGUUUCUACCCGGCAACUCUUGGAUUGCAACAACCAACCGGACAUUGUCGUCGCUACAGCAGUGACCCAGAUGUAAGCUCCGAUGUUCGAUUCCCGCGGCCUUUUCAAACUUUGGUGAAUGAACCUGGUUUGUUUGUUGGUCGGAAUAUUUAUUCAAAGCUUUGUCUGAACAACAAGAGGACAAAAACACCCAAGCAUUGAAAACCGCGUUCGUUUGACAUGAUCAGCAUCUUGUAGUUUUUUGGGACAGACGGCAAAUUGUUGUUGCUCAAAGUAUCUAUAAGUCGUAACUGUUCGUCAAUAGGGUACCUAAAAUGUGUGCAGUUCUACAAUUGGUUUCGACUCAUCCUCAUUCUGGGCGAUGUACUCUAUUAUUACGUUUUAUUAUAUAAACACCAAAUGAAAUACCAGGUGAGUUUUCGCGCGAAAACAUCAUAUCUUCACACGUGAAAAUAACAUGUUAUUCAGUUUCACAUGUGAAAGGAUCACCGUUGCUAUGGCUACAUAAUAAAUCGCGCCUUUCGCAGCAAAAAAAUAUGUAAGUGAAAUGGUUUGGAAUUUCAUUGGUGUUUAUAUAGUAAAUAGAACAUUACAUGGCCGCCUCGAGACCGCGCGGCCGUGUAAUAGCCUCCAUAUGUUACCUUUAAAACCACAGGCCGCCCAGACGCACUUUGCAUGUCAAUAACUAUACAUCGAAGAUCGACAAAAACGGAUCGGGACUGGAGACGACGAUAUUCGACCGAGAGGAGUUGUAAAAUAUGUAAUAUUUCAAAUAAAUAUAUCUUUACCAUUACAUCCUUGUCUGUUUAUUUGUCCUGGUUCAUUUUCGACUAGAAUUUCCUCUGUUUCUCGUCGAGUCUGACGGUUGUUUUUUCACGGCAUAGUCGCCUUUUUAGUCACGUGAGUAUUUGAAACCACAUGCUCGAUGAACACUUCAGACGUUCGCUUAAUUCAGUCAUUCCACAUCACUAAGAUCUGUUUGUUUAUUUGAGUCUUUCAGGGGGUCUAACAUUUGAUGAGGUCACCUCUGCGCAAAUUGUCACUUCAGAAUUGAAUUCACGCUGUUUCUUAUUCCAUUCAUUCGAUUUGUCGAGUAUUGGGAAAUUUUCCUGUAGGUGAUUCUAAAGGACGGCAUCUAAGUUCAAAAAAAAGAAACAGGAGUUUUGUUUUUCAAUCAAAUUUCCCAUGAAAGCUAUUUUCUUCCGGAUGCUCACCGAGAUAUGAUAAUUUUGGUACGGUUUAGUCUCUCUUGCAUCACUCUCCGGGGGACUCUCCUGAUGGUGAAAUACAAAGUCCGCGGUAUCAGGACGUCCCAUCAUGAAUCAAUGAUAUUUACAUCAAGCUCAAUAAUGUUCAAUUAACUCUUAAAAUAAUGGACAAUUGCGUACCUGAAGCACCAUCUCUUCUCCGUGAAGUGUCUCUCUCGCCCGAAAUACCAUUCAACACCCCGCCCAUUUUCUUUUUAGAGUUUUUAAUUCUCGGCAUGAUGUACACUCAGCUGGCUGGAGACGUUAAGUGACGGGAAUCCCUUCCCUUCCCCAUCUAUUGUCUCAUACUAAAUUAUCAUAUCUCGGUUAGCCAUUUGGAAGGUAGGCAAGCGCGGUCAUUGCACGCGUGCUGAACAAGAAUGGUGUAUCAUGACAGACUAGAAACAAUAGAAAACUCCCAAAGCACAAACUCAGCCAAAACGCUUAAAAUCUUCAAUGUUUACUCAAGUUUGGGCUUAUAGAAGAUAAUGUCACAGUUUUUCAAUGACCAUGAAAUUCAGAAUCCGGGUAGUUAGUUAAUCCAUCGUGGCCCUGAAAAAAUUUGAAGGAAAAACAAAAACUACGAACUUUUAAGAAAAUGCUUUUUUCGUGAGAAGGACUCUUAAACGCUUACAAACGUCAACCAAUAGCUAAAACUAUAAUUUCUAUAUGUUUACAUUGCUCAAAAUCGCGCGCAUUUACAUGGCCCUAAAGCUUUUUGCUGACGUGCAAGGACCCAUCUGUUAUAAAGAUCCCCAAAAUAAAGGGAUAAAUCACAUAGUUUGUUAGAAAUAAUCGUGUAAAGUUUGCUUAUCAUUUUCACAUAAUUAUGACCUAAAUUUGCAAACCGCUAAAUUUCUCGCAUUGGGUCUUUGCGAUUUUGGUGAAACGCUGUUCAACGCACGGCACUAAUGCGCACUAUAUGUAGCCGAGAGUUUUUCGCCAAAAAAUGCCGGCAACAGCAGAAUUUCGACUCACACCCCAAAGAGGCGUGGCACUAUAACCACGUGACAUUUACUCCGGUCGCCAGAAAAUUUUAUGCUAUAUUGUAGAUUGAUCUAUAUGUUAUCCAUGCUAUACGUUAGACCUACGAUCAAAGUAAAGGUGGAGAUACCAGAGAGCUUCAAAGCAGGAUGGUACCCCUACGAAAUAACUAGGUGGAGUCACCUUAAUAAUAUAAUAAGUUACAACCGCAAAACUGCACACUAAACAACUGCAACUUCAACUCCUUGCUCUAUGGCAUUCCAAAAUACCAACAUGGUCGGUUGCAGAUUAAACGUGAAUUCUAAAUAUCCCAAAGAAAAAGGCUAUUGAGAAAGAUCUGAAGAACGCUAAACAAUCGACUUACAUCAUCACACAAAGGGAAAAAAACUACUUCAAAAAGAAAAAUUAAUGAUAAAAAGUGCAAUCUAAAGAAAAUAAUGAAAAGCAUAAAGCACAAAGUGCAAGCAAACAAAAGCCGCAAAAGAAAACUGAAGCGAAAUGUACGAGUUGACGUCGAGUGACCUGGGAAGCUUUAGCAACGACGAUGGCGGCGGCACUGACGAGAACGGCAAAAAAGCGAUGGGUUUAGAUUGGCAAAACAACAACUCUACACAUGCAUCACGCUUUUUUGUUCAUUUCUUUACCGUCACUGCACGACUACGACGGCGCGUGAAAGUGCCUAGUUUCACGUUUUGUGGAGGACGCAUGAACAAGUGAAAACGAAUUCGUCUUUCUCUUUCUAAACUUGAGUGCGGUCCUCAAGUAAUCAACACCAGGGAAUUCGCCUAUAUUUGACAUUUUCAGCGAAUUGGAAAGAACUCAGAUUCAUUUUAAAAGUGACGUUUUCGGCGCUGCCGUCGCCGUUGUCGAUGUUAAAGCUACACAACGAGCUAUAAUGUAACACCUAAAUACCCGAAUACAAAACAAAGCGAGGAAAUAUAUCAGGAAGGGAUAGUUUUACCUCAUCACAUCUCUAUUUAGAAUUGUUACUAAUUUGAGGGAGUUACUUUUUUACUCUUUUUGAUGAUGUAUGUAAUAAUAUCCUUUUCACAGACAUUCCUGUGUCAGAAGUAUGGUUAUCGCCCUUUUCCACACAUUAUUCCUUGUGAUGAAUUUGAAUCACUCCUUGCUGUCAUUGAAGAUGAGAAUAACAAAGACUUCUUAGAUGCCUGGUUCAAACGUGAUGACAAUGCAGUUCCAGCGAAAUAUGUUCUUCAACCGAUCAGUUCACAAUUUCCAGAUUUUGUUGCUCCAACAAGUAAAGAAGCUAAACAGCAAGCCUUGAGGGAAUGGUGGAAUGUGUUCCUUAUGCUGCAGAGUAUUUUGAGAAAGGCAGCUGAAGAAGCACUGUCCAAAGAUGCUGCUCACAGAUAUCAACAAUCCGGUGGGUUUAUUUGUCAUUUUUAUUCAUUUAAAAUAUUUCGCCGUUUCUGAUUGGCUCCAAUCCCCCGGCUAAUUCUUUAUAACCAGCCGUCGCUUACCAUAUUUAGAAGAUGUAGGCAAGAACUUAUCGAUUUGAUGGUAUACUUCUAACAGCGUCAUUUCCAGGAAAUACCGCUUCAGCUGUUUAUGCCUUUGUGAACUAAAGAACAAUGUCGUUCACGACCAUCUAAAGACGUAAAAGCCGAAUUUCUGUCUAAAACUGAACGGAAGAAAUGCAGUAAUUCGCAAAAAAUAUUGCUCGAUGGAUUUCAUCUAUUUUUAGUGAGUAUUUGCAAUGCGAAACAUGAAAAAACCUUGCGCGAGAUACAGGCAAAUAUUGGAGAAAAGUCUACUAGGAGCUAAGUUCGUUAAGAACUUACAAGUUUUUUGAAUGAGUUAUCAAGCAAUUAUCCAAUUCGGCUUUCGUAUGAUAUAAAGAACUAUGCAGAUCUCGGAGGAUGUUAUCCACCUCCUCGAUUUACAUAAUUCUUCACAUUAUAAUCAGCAGCACAAAGAAGCAAAACUAAACCUAAUAAUUUACCUCUAUCAAGUACGCAGUCGAAAAAUUUGGAUGUGUAUAGGCGAAUCUUUGGUGACGUCAUUGUUUACAUUUGUGCUUAUUAGCAUACGCGUUAACUCAAAGAUGGCGUCACCGUAUGCACAAAUUAAAUUCAAAAGUUGAAAGAGUUGGUUAAUUUGAGCAAUUUAUGUAAUUUUCAGCUCUUUUCAGGCAGUAAUAAAGGAAAUAGCAGCCAUCCAAAACUGCGAAAUUGGUGUGUGGCAAAAACGUCAAUCAGCCCAUACAUUCCUUGUAAAUUUUCGAGUUUUUCAAAGAUAAUUCGCCCUAUAUUACCCGUUAUAUCGGGCUCCAAUUUUCACAGAUAUCUCAAGUUGUCAUGCCCUUUCGAUAUUCAGAGAGUUUAUUUUGUUUGUCCGGGUUUCGGAUGUUUUCGCUCUGGCCAAUAGCCCACGUUCGAUAUAUUCAAAUUCUUACAUGACUGCGAGCCGUUCUGAUCACUUGUCUAUAUUUGGUUCGGGAACUGCGAGACAAUGGAGUCGUGAAAAAUGUGCAAUUUUGACCCUAAAGCCUCAGAGUCAUGUGAGAAUUUGAAUCUAUCGAACGUGGGCUAUUAGAAGGUGGUCGACGGAAACAUUUUAUUAGAAAAGUAUUUGUUUUUCUCUCGCUAGACUCAGAGGAGGAGAUAAAACAAGGAAUUCUGCAAGCGAAUUGCCCAAACUCUCACGCAUUUUGGUUUCAUCGGAUUAUCACAGACAUGAAAGAUAACGCCCAAAACCACAACGCCGCUAAAUACAUUGACAUAGAGGAGCUUCCACAUAAAGAAAACAGUAGGGUAGGAUCAAGGGGAUGGGAUGAUACGGCAAAGAAUCUUCUAGAAUCACUAAAGAAGAAGCAGAUCCCUAGGGCACUUAGUAAGAACAAUACAAUUUCGUACAACCUUAAGUGGGUGGAAAAUGGUAUCGACACGCAUUCAAGCGAAGAGCACCAGAGGUACAUUGAAAAGCUGUGUCAAGAUUUCCACAACAAGAUGAAAGAAUGUAUCGAGAAGGCUAUCAAGAAGGCGAAAAUAUCGAGACCAGAUAACAUCCUAUUUGAAGAAGUUUCUCAGCAUACAGUUCAUUGUAAGCAGCUCUGUUCGUCCUUAAACGACCAAAAUCGGACGUUGAAUAGAAUUAAGAGUUAUGUGACUGGGGAAAAAGGUUUCCCUCUGGUUGUUCAUGGUCAGCAAGGCUCUGGGAAGACGUCAUUAGUUGCCAUGGCAGCUAGCAAGUGUUCUUCAUGGGUGGGGUCAGAGGUAGCAGUUGUCUUGCGGUUUAUUGGAACUACCCUUCAUUCGUCUAAAGUCCAGCAGCUCUUGCAAAGUAUCUGCCAUCAGCUGUGCGUGGUGUUUAAUGUUGAUUCCGAGAGUGUUCCGAAGGUAAGCGUGAUUUUGUACAUUAUACUGGGUUCUACACGCAUUUUGGUUGGUAAUUAGUAUGAGCUAAGGCGUUGUUUACACGAUGCCGUAUAGGUUUUCGUGCUGAAUCGAAAUAAGUAUAGUAUGUUCACAGUAACAGCACAGAACUGGAACAAGUCGUUCACACACAUCGAACAUCGUACCUGGACCGUUGGCUGAGAGGGUUUGGUGAACAAAGUUCCAGUCGUCCACACACUCUUGAAUAUUUACUUCCGUUUCAGUGGAUUCCUGUCCUCGCUCGUACAAAUAAACUUCCGCUACCGUCCGGGUACCUGUUCACACUGCACCAAAGCGUGGCCAGAACCUGUUCGAUUUGCGCCGAAAUCCCCGUUCUUAUGUUUAAACGGAGGCCCUAUCCAGUAUUGUUUUUGUGCCGGCAUAAGAGCUAUCCUGUAUCGAGUGAACACAGCCUAAGGUUACUAGUGUAGAUACACUAGCGAUGAGCUACAGAAGACUCGAAGGAGCUAAGAAAACUUGACUUAUAGGUUAAUGUGACGAACAACCCGCAUACUUUUAGGACUGGAAUGUCGAAAUGUGAAUUUUCAGCCCAGAAAAUAUACGAGAAACGAUGCGCAGGUGACUCGGACGAAAACAAUGAUCUCAGUUUUCUCUUGGACUAGGCAAAGUUUUCUCAACAGGAGUCGAAUCAAAGGCCUGAGAUCUGUUGUAACACAUUUUUGAGUAUGGUGGGCAGUUUGAAAUGCGGAUAGAAUUUGCCCAUGUUAACUAAAGACCUUUUGUUAGUGAUUUUGACAAGUAGGAAAAUGCACAAAUGAAAGAGAACAGUAUUUUUGUCUUGAAAAGUAGUAAAAUUUCGAACCUAUAAUUGCGUAUCAAUGCUCACAGUCGAGCGGUACCUUAAAGAAAUUAAUUCUCUCUGACCGUACGUUCGUUGUGCUAUAGACUACUGAAGAUGUCGAAUUGCGUUCUAGGCGUUCAUUGCAGCAAACCUUUAUCUUGAAGCCAUUUGCAACUGAACAGACGCAUAGGUCAGGGAUGAAAUUUUGUCUUACCAGCAGGCUCCUAUAGUUAAAACAGUAGAUAGCCCUAUCCACCUGAUUAAUUAUUAUCAAGAGGAUAAGUACUAAGAAAACCAAUUGCACUGCCCACUGGUUAGAGAUUUAUCCAGUAGAUAGUGGUAUCCACAUCUUUUAAUAGCCUUUACAGGCGUAUUUCCGAUCGUUGCCUCUCUUCACCCGAACCUUUUGAACAAUUGCGCCAGUUUUUUAACGAACGGUUGCGCAGAAAAAUACAUCAAAAGUUAGGCAGUUGCCAACCUUUCGUAUCCUUGUAAGCUCUCUUGUAUGCUGGCGUUUGCUUUUGAGCAACCUCGUUCACAUAAUUUCACAAUGGCUAAAGCUACUGUACAAUUUGUAACCGUGAUGUGUGUGACUUUGGGUUGCGAUAUUUAACGUUGAGGUUUUUUAGUUAGCCGGCUUGCACCGGGUAGCUGUGUGUACACCAUCCACGUUGAAUCAAGAAAGCAGUUUUAAAAAGGAACCCAUCUCAUGUUGAGCGAACGGUGUCUAUUAAAAAAGUGAGACAACAAUUUUUUUUCACUCUGAUUCGAAGAGAAGUUUACUUUCAUUGCAGGACUAUCAAAAUCUGGUGAAGGAAUUUCAUAGGCUUCUUCAAAAUGCAACAGCCACUCAUCCAUUGGUGUUAUUUCUUGAUUCAUUGGACCAACUUCACAGCUAUAACAUUACCAGGGAGAUGUCAUGGUUACCAUGUAAUCUGCCACCUCAUGUAAAGAUUGUUCUCAGUUGCUUGACGGGCGACCGGGCCUUUGCUGCUCUUAAGGUAGGCCAUUUGAUAAUAAAUAUAACUUUAAUUUACAUUAUCUGACAAAUAGCUCCGAAAGAAGACACGCUGUGUGUGGCGUGUCAUAAAGAACUGCACUAACAAACAAAUGUCCCACUUGACCCAGUUCUAAAAUAUGCUAUCGCCUAUGUAGCGCGCAUUCGCUCAAAAGAGAGAAGCUUAUUGAUUGAAUGCUGAUGCCCAAAGGUGUAUUAGUUUUUAAAGGUCCAUUUUGCUUUCUUAUCGAGGGCAUCCAUCCAUCUCAUUUCUAAAACCUCUUUUCUGACUGACUGCGAAAGGCGUGACACUAACGUUGUUCCCGAACAUGGUAAAAUGUAGAUGAAAGCAUGAAGAUGCUUCAUAUGUUAUGGCUUGAGUUAGCGAUGACCUACUUGGCUGGUGCUUCUAAAGUUCCAAGAGCGAGGAUUGAGAAAGCUUACUUAUUCGUGUAAUGGGUAUUCGUGAGAUUUUGUCAGCCUCUAUAUAGACGCCUAUUUUUGUUAGGGAUAUUAUGGACCCUGUGCCUCAUACAUGUAGCUGUUUGCCUUGAUCAUCGUUCACUUUGUACCGUGGAAAACUGCCAAGCUUUCAAAGCCAUAUCAUUGUUCCUCAAACUGCCAUCCUAGCUGGCUAGCCGGCUAUGACCUAUUCUUGUUGACAGUUACACUUACAUUUACAUCUGCGUAAGUCUGUUACUUUUCGUGAAGUUCUUUAUUGAAAGCACUCUGGCUGUGCUUUUCUUUCCGUAAACGAUCAGUUACUUCCCUAAGCAACUUGCAGCACCUAGAUUCCUUUUCCAAGUCUUGGUAUUUUUUUUAAUCACUACAGGCCAUCGCUACUGACGAAGAUCAUUUCGUAGAGGUCCCGGAUUUUACUGAUGAUGCAGUAGUAGACUUUCUUAAAAUGAAGCUGAAUGAGAACCAAAGAAAACUGACUGAAUCGCAAGAAAAUUUCAUCCUAAAACAAGUAUCACGAUGUCCCUCUGCCCUUUGCUUGAAGCUUGCUGUGGAGCAGGCAGUUCUUUGGAGGUCGUACACGGCUGUUGAGAGCGCCAGCCUCGCUUCGUCAGUACGUGAAAUGAUCAACUCUGUGUUUGAAAAUCUGGAGCGUAAACAUGGCAGAACGUUAUUGCAUCACACACUGGCAUAUAUCACUGCAUCAAGAAAAGGCAUCAGCGAAACUGAACUAGAAGAUGUGUUAUCUUGCGAUGACAAGGUGUUGGAUGACGUCUUCUCAACUUGGGCACCACCCAUUCGAAGGUUGCCUCCAUCGCUCUUGGCCCGAAUCAAGGCCGAUAUCGACUACUUCCUUGCUAUGCACGUUGAAAAUGGGGUUCGUUUGAUGACUUGGAAACAUCAGCAAGUACACGAUGUUGUUAUAGAGAGAUAUCUCUUCUCGAACGAGAUAGAACUCCGCCGCUUUCACUCGGAGUUGGCAGACUAUUUCAUUGGUCGCUGGACACAAGGUGCAAAGAAAGAGGAUACCAAAGGAAAUGCAAAAGACCGCCAUGUUUCUCCUCAGCCGCUUAAAUUCAGCGAUGAUGCGUUUAACUAUAGAAAACUUAGUGAACUGCCUUAUCAUUUGCUUAAAUCUGAUGACUUUGAAAGGCUGAAGCAAUGUGCCUUAUGUAACUACGAAUUUCUUUUGAACAAAUUAAAGGCCACGUCAGUAUACGACGUAUUAGACGAUUUUGUUGAAGCGCUCGCUGUUGAUCCGGAUGAACUUGACGUGAAACUUGUUUUCGAGACGUUGCAACUGUCGAUUGAAGCCUUAAACGUUUCUGCCGAUCAGUUGGCGUCACAACUUAUUGGACGUCUCUCUUCAUCUCGAUCGCCCUCUUCGUUCAUUGCGCGUUUGCUGCGUCAAGCGCACCAUCCUUCAAACCCGUCAUUUGUCCCCAACAUCCGUUGUUUGGCAAGACCAGGCGGCAGGCUGGUACACUCGCGUCCUGGACUGCAUGGAUCUCUAGUACUUAGCCAAGAUGGUAAGAAAGCAAUGAACGGAGGCGAUGACCAGCUGAUUAGCAUAUGGGAGGUAAAGAGUGCGAGGAUCGUGAAAACACUGGACACUGCUAGAGCAGUUGGUCACGUGGACUUCUGUCUUGAUGAUCAGUUGGCUGUUGCUUCUUGUCAAGGCGCGCUUCAGUUUUGGAACCUUGACGAAGCGGAGAUGGUGUGGGAGAUUCCCAGUACGGAAAACCCUGCCCCCAUCGCAAUAGCAGGAAUCAGAGACACUCUGGUAGCAGUUCUGGACAACGUCAUAAAAUUUAUUAACCUCAACGAUGGCACUCUAACAAGAGAUUUCGUAGAUCAGGAGUUCAAUCAUGACAAAAUUGCAGGAUUGGGUGAUAACAUUGCGCUUGCAAGCUCGCGAGCGAGCUACACCAGGCUGUAUGAUCUCCAAACAGAAGAUAUUCGUCUUGUUAUUGAGAUCUGUGGGGAAAACGCGGAAGAUUUUGUCAGCGAUGUCAUUCUCACCCCAUUCCAUAGAGGUCAACUUUUAGUCUCUACAGAAAAGUCCUUUGGUGUGAGAGUGUUUGAGUUGAUAUCAGGCAAGUGUCUUCACGUCCUAGGGCCAGAUAUACUCUACCCCACGGUGACCAAGAGUGGACGUUACUUGCUUUGUACUGACAGCUUCAAUGAUAUUGCCGUCUGGAACUUGGAAACUGCUGUAAAGGAGAAACAAAUGCUGAAACAUCCCCCGACCACCGCCAUUGUGAGAAUAGCUUGUGUCGAUUUGAAAAUGGUAGUUACCGUUUCCGAUGACCUCAUGGCUCGUGUGUGGGAUCUUGAACCGCAAGGUGACGACGUUAACUUUGAGAACAACAAGGACAAGAACAGCAUCCAACACCUUGUGUUGAUUAAAAGCAGUUUCCAGAAGCAGGUCAUCACUAAGUCAAAGACCCCGGGGCCUAUCUGUGUAUGGAAUCUAAGCUCGUGUCAAGUCAUUCGAACCUUGAACAACACUAACGCAGACGAGGUUUUGGUGGUAGAUGAGACACGCGCUGUCAUUCGCUCCGGUACAAAACUUGCCAUUAUUGACCUCCAAGAAGGGAAACUCAUUAAGCAUAUGCGAUCCGAUUUUCCUGCCAAGACGGAUAAAGUUCAUCGCCAUGCAAGCUCCCUGUACAAGCGUAGAGAUUUGGCACUACGUUUGGCUGAGAGCCCUAGAGCAGUGUCGACGAGUGUGAAGUUUAGUGAUUGUGCUUUAGUUGGCACAACGCACGUUCUUAUUCUUUCUAAAGACCGCUUGUAUCUGAAACUUGCCUCCCUUGAGACUGGAGAACUCGUAACAAAGCUCAAAGCUGGUCAAGACGCUGUUAUCGAAACAGUCAUGGUCAGUGGUAACGGCUUGGUUGCUGUGUGCUCUUGCGAGAAUGCUCCUCUCAUCGUUUGGGAUCUAAGGGAGAAAUCCAAGCGAUAUACGCUGGAAAUAAGUGGCCACUACCCACGCCUCACAACUGCAGACAUCAGUUCUAAUGGACAUUACCUUGUUGACGUUGUAAAACUGGACAAAACACACAAGUCAGUGGUAACCUGGGACCUAGAGACUGGAAAAGUCAAGCACAUCAUCGGUCAGGGGAUGAAAGUGUGGAAAGUAGCGUCCUCUUGUCUGAGCAUGCGCAUGGUAGUAGCGGGAACUACUGGAACGAGUGAAACGAUAAGAGUGUACGACUUGGUGUCUGGUGCGUUUUAUCAUCAGCUGAAUGGCCACACGGAACCUGUCAAAGAUGUCUGCCUUUCAAAAGAUGGAAAACGAGCUAUUUCCUUCGUUCCUGUUGGUGUUCGCGAUCGUACCAUUCGCUUAUGGGACUUGCUCACAGGUACACUUCUGGCCUCGUUCACUCCAGAUCUUCCAGUCUCUAACUGUAUUUUGACAGAUGACGGUGACCAGGUUGUUAUGGUGAUAAACAAGUCUCGGCCAAUCGUAUCUCUGACACUGUCGCAUGAGGUUGGAUCAAGGGAACUGUCUGUGGAUGUUUCUAAUCCGUAUUUUAGCCGCCCCACUCUACACGGGGCCGUCUUUGAUAUGAGCAAGGAACUUGAAUGGGAGGACGAAGAGAGUGAAUUUGAAAUUGAUGUUUGA
This is a messenger RNA of Porites evermanni, 19015 nucleotides long. The record is from the annotation of a GenBank genome assembly. Lineage: Eukaryota; Metazoa; Cnidaria; Anthozoa; Scleractinia; Poritidae.